AUGAAAUUCACUCAAAUCGCUACUACUGCUGCUCUCGCUAGUUUGGCCAACGCUGCCGUCGUUUACGUCACCAAGACUAACCAAUUCACCGAAUACGCUACCGUUAACGGUGCUGUUGAAACUGUUCAAGCCAAGGCUGCAAACACUCAAGCUGCUGCUCCAACUACUGAAGCUGUUCAAGUUCCAACUACUACUGCCGAAGCUGAAUCAGCUCAACAAUCCACUUGGGUCUUCUCCACCAACAUUAUGGGUCAAGAUAUUGUCUUCACUAGUGUUGUCUCUGGUGAUGCUGCUAACGCUGUUAGAACCUUGUACGAACAACACGUCAUUAUCAAGAGUGGUAACUCUGAAUCAACCAGAACUGUUGUUGUUCAAGCUAACCCAACUACCUUGAUUUCUUCUACUGUUCAACAAGGUGAAUCCACUUCUAUUUCUGCUGAAGCCACUGCUGAAACCACCAAGGCUGCUGAAACUACUCAAGUUGCCGAAACCACCGCUGCUGCUGAAACUACCAAAGCUGCUGAAACCACCACUGCUGCUGCUGAAACCACUACUGCUGCUGAAACUACCAAGGCUGCUGAAACUUCUCCAGUUGCUAAGGCCGCUGAAACUUCCUCCUCAUCUUCUUCCUCUGACUUCAGUGGUGUUGAAGAUGAAGACUUCUCCCAAAAACAUUUUGGAUGCUCAUAA
Candida tropicalis MYA-3404 is the source of this 690-nucleotide messenger RNA. RefSeq lists its product as uncharacterized. The coding region runs from base 1 to 690 and encodes 229 amino acids. The transcript has a single exon. NCBI's taxonomy places the organism in Eukaryota, Fungi, Ascomycota, Pichiomycetes, Serinales, Debaryomycetaceae. The record is from RefSeq and is a predicted model, not a curated record.